UGUAUCUCUUGUAAAGUAGCCAGUUUUUACUGUGUCCUUUUCUUUUUAAUGCUUCUUCAAUUGUUAUGUCUCUUCUGGCUGUAGAACACAUCUCGAGAAAAUGACCCAUUGGUUUCAUAGGAACCCGUUAAAAGCUACAGCUCCUGUGUCUUUUAACUACUAUGGCAUGAUCACUGGUCCUCCUGCCUCAAAGAUUUGCAAUGACUUGAGAUCAUCCAGGACUCGGCUCCUCGAACUCUUCACUGACCUGAGCUGUAAUCCAGAAGCGAUGAAGAGUGCGGCAGACUUGUAUUUCUCACUUUUACAAGGUUUCAUAAAUUCACUGGGCGACUCUACCCAGGAGAGCAAAUUACGAUACAUUCAGACUUUCAAGUGGACUGAUACAUUACAAGGCCACGUUCCGAGUGCCCAGCAGGAUGCUGUUUUUGAACUGAUUUCCAUGGGAUUUAAUGUCGCAUUAUGGUAUACAAAAUAUGCUUCAAGAUUGGCUGGAAAAGAAAACAUAACAGAAGAUGAAGCCAAGGAGGUCCACCGCAGCCUGAAGAUCGCAGCUGGGAUUUUUAAGCAUUUAAAGGAAAGUCAUAUACCCAAGCUUCUUACACCAGCAGAAAAGGGGCGGGACUUGGAGGCUCGGCUCAUAGAUGCUUACGUCAUCCAGUGCCAGGCGGAGGCUCAAGAAGUAACGAUUGCCCGAGCGAUUGAACUGAAACAUGCUCCUGGACUGAUCGCUGCUCUUGCGUACGAGACGGCCAGCUUCUACCAGAAAGCAGAUCAUACUUUAUCCAGUUUGGAGCCUGUAUACUCGGCCAAAUGGAGAAAAUACCUCCACUUGAAGAUGUGCUUCUACACAGCUUACGCGUAUUGUUACCACGGCCAGACCCUGCUGGCUAGUGAUAAAUGUGGAGAAGCAAUCAGAUCUCUCCAAGAAGCAGAAAAAUUGUACACAGAGGCGGAAGCCCUGUGCAAAGAGUAUGGGGAAACCAAAGGACCAGGACCAACGGCCAAGCCGUCAGGGCACCUGUUCUUUCGGAAGCUUGGAAGCCUUGUGAAGAAUACCCUGGACAAGUGUCAGCGAGAGAAUGGGUUCAUUUACUUUCAAAAAGUUCCUACCGAAGCCCCACAACUGGAACUCAAAGCAAAUUACGGGCUCGUGGAGCCUGUGCCUUUUGAAUUUCCUCCCAUGAGUGCUCACUGGACACCGGAAGCGCUGGCUGCGUUUGAUCUCACCAAGAGACCCAAGGAUGACAGUGUCAAACCCAAACCAGAAGAAGAAGUGAAACCUGUAAAAGAGCCAGAUAUCAAACCUCAAAAGGACACUGGGUGCUCUGUCUCUUAAGAGUGAUGUUCGAAAUCUCUGCUAGUCUGUAGAUUAACUGUGGGACUUCACCUUUUUGAUUUCUCUGAGGCCCAGAGGAUAACUAUUAGCUUCAGAGGGACUUGGCCUUUAGUUUAUUUAUUCUUGAUUUUUAACAUAGAGGUGUUCCGUGCUUUUGCUUCUGGGCUUUGCAUUUUUAAUCAGGACAAUAUUUGGAAGAGUUAUUUUUAUGCCUCUAAUGAGCAUAUGGGGGACUGGACCUUUUUUGAACUCUAGAUAGUAAGUUUCAUGUUAAUGUUUUUUUAUCUUCACAAAAAUGUUUCCUUUCCUUCUUGUUUGAUACCAGAAGAGUGUUUUGAAAAGAGAUGGGUUCACCUCUCCUUACUGACUUGUUAGAUCAGAGUCUAAUGCAGUCUUCUGGUGGGAAAAGAAUUGGACCUAAAAUCAGAAACCUUCAGAGCAAAUUCUUUCCUUACACUUAGUAGAGACUACAAGUUACUAGAAAGUCAAGUGU
This is a messenger RNA of Acomys russatus (golden spiny mouse), 1829 nucleotides long. It is a transcript of the gene Brox, whose product is annotated as BRO1 domain and CAAX motif containing. The transcript has 12 exons. The record is from RefSeq and is a predicted model, not a curated record. Bases 101 to 1336 code for a protein of 411 amino acids. Lineage: Eukaryota; Metazoa; Chordata; Mammalia; Rodentia; Muridae.